Molecule: messenger RNA, 3103 nt
Organism: Larimichthys crocea (large yellow croaker)
Lineage: Eukaryota; Metazoa; Chordata; Actinopteri; Sciaenidae
Gene: grik1a
Product: glutamate receptor, ionotropic, kainate 1a
Exons: 17
Coding region: 323-2971 (882 amino acids)
Biological process (GO): monoatomic ion transport
Cellular component (GO): membrane
Molecular function (GO): ligand-gated monoatomic ion channel activity; signaling receptor activity
Source: RefSeq, a predicted model, not a curated record
CCAUCCAGCUCCUGCCACCUUGGAGGCGCACUGACUAGUGAGUGAAGUGGACGCGUCUGCUGACCGCUGAUCAGUCUUUGUUUGAAGAUGUGACUUGAUUUUGUUGAGGGAAGUUGGCUCCAUGUGAAUGCUGUUUUUUUAAUUAUUAUUAUUAAUAUUAAUUUAUUCGGUGUGACGGAGUGAUGCACAGUGGAGAGGAUCGCACUGGGAAUAAAACUUGGGUUGCGCGCCGGCAUGGCACGUCAGGUGUUUCAGCGCUCGGAUAGAGGCUGUUUCCAUUUGUCAUGGUGUCGCUAUCCGCGGUGAGCACGCCUGGAACACUAUGGAGGAAAGAAAGAGACUUUUGUUCUGGCUUCUCCUGGCGGCGCAGCUCUGUCUGAGCUCGACACAAGUCCUCAGGAUCGGUGGUAUUUUUGAGACCCGGGAAAGUGAGCUAGUGAGUAUGGACGAGCUGGCAUUCAAGUUUGCUGUGAAUAACAUAAACCGCAACAAGUCCCUGAUACCCAACACAACUCUCACCUACGACAUUCAGAGGAUCAACCUGUUUGAUGGCUUUGAGGCUUCGAGAAGAGUGUGCGAUCAGCUGGCUCUCGGGGUGGUCGCUGUGUUCGGCCCUUCUCACAGCUCCUCUGUCAGCGCUGUUCAGUCCAUCUGCAACGCCCUGGAGGUCCCUCACAUACAGACACGCUGGAAACACCCAUCGGUGGACAACAAAGACACCUUUUUCAUCAACUUGUAUCCUGAGUACACCGCCAUCGCCAGGGCCAUCCUGGAUGUAGUCACUUUCUUCAAAUGGAGGAAACUAACAGUGGUGUAUGAAGACAGCACGGGUCUGAUGCGGAUGCAGGAGUUGAUCAAAGCUCCGGCAAAGUUCAACCUGAAGAUCAAGAUCCGCCAGCUGACACCGGGUAAUCAAGAUGCCCGCCCACUGCUAAAGGAACUGAAGAAAGACAAGGAGUUUUUUAUUCUCUUUGACUGCUCCUAUCGCAUGGCUGCAGAGCUGCUAAAGCAGCUUUCAUCAAUGGGAAUGAUGACUGAGUACUACCACUUCUUCUUCACGACUUUGGAUUUGUUUGCUUUGGAUUUGGAGCCGUACCGCUACAGCGGGGUCAACAUGACAGGCUUCAGACUGCUGAAUGUUGAUGACCCCGGGGUAGCCUCCACGAUGGACAGGUGGGCCAUGGAAAGACUGCAGGGUCCAAAGCAAGAGAGUGGCCUGAUGGACGGAAUCAUGACUACGGACGCAGCCUUGAUGUACGACGCAGUGUUCAUGGUCGCCAUCGCGUCCCAGCGGGCCACUCAGAUGACCGUCAGCUCCCUGCAGUGUCACCGCCACAAACCCUGGCGCUUUGGGCCGCGCUUCAUGAACCUCUUCAGAGAGGCACAAUGGGAUGGACUGACAGGACACAUUGUUCUUAAUAAGACGGACGGCCUGAGGAGAGACUUUGAUUUGGACAUCAUCAGCCUCAAAGAGGAUGGCACUGCCAGGAUUGCUGUGUGGAACUCGUACAGAGGGAUGAACCUGACGGAGUCCAACCGAGACAAGAAUAACAAUGUGACAGACUCUCUGGCUAACAGGACUCUUAUUGUCACCACGAUCCUGGAAAAUCCAUAUGUGAUGUACAGAAAGUCAGACAAGGAGCUGGUUGGAAAUGAUCGUUUCGAGGGUUACUGCCUGGACCUUUUGAAAGAGCUCUCCAACAUCUUGGGUUUUACCUAUGAAGUUAGACUGGUGGCUGAUGGGAAAUACGGAGCCCAGAAUGACAAGGGAGAAUGGAACGGGAUGGUCCGGGAGCUGAUCGACCAUGUUGCAGACCUUGCCGUGGCUCCCUUGACCAUCACCUAUGUUAGAGAGAAAGUCAUCGACUUCUCCAAGCCCUUCAUGACCUUAGGCAUCAGCAUCCUGUACCGUAAACCUAAUGGCACCAAUCCGGGCGUGUUCUCCUUCCUUAAUCCGCUGUCUCCGGACAUCUGGAUGUACGUGCUGCUAGCCUGCACAGGAGUUAGCUGUGUGCUCUUUGUGAUUGCCAGGUUCACUCCAUACGAGUGGUACAACCCACAUCCAUGCAACCCGUCUUCGACCCUCAUACAGAACAAUUUUACCUUACUCAACAGUUUCUGGUUUGGUGUUGGAGCUCUCAUGCGGCAAGGCUCGGAGCUGAUGCCUAAGGCUCUGUCCACUCGUAUAGUUGGGGGUAUCUGGUGGUUCUUUACCUUAAUCAUCAUCUCCUCCUACACGGCCAACUUGGCUGCCUUCCUCACUGUGGAACGAAUGGAUGCACCCAUCGACUCAGCGGAUGACCUGGCGAAGCAGACCAGGAUUGAAUACGGGGCAGUGAGGGAUGGAUCCACCAUGACCUUCUUUAAGAAAUCAAAGAUCUCCACCUAUGAGAAGAUGUGGGCCUUCAUGAGCAGCAGGAAAAACACGGCGUUGGUUAAGAACAACAGAGAAGGCAUCACCCGGGUUCUGACGACAGACUACGCCAUGCUGAUGGAGUCCACCAGCAUAGAGUACAUCAGCCAGAGAAACUGCAACCUCACACAGAUAGGAGGACUCAUAGACUCCAAGGGCUACGGAGUGGGAACACCUAUCGGUUCUCCGUACAGGGAUAAAGUGACCAUUGCCAUCCUUCAGCUGCAGGAGGAAGGGAAGUUGCACAUGAUGAAGGAGAAGUGGUGGAGAGGCAAUGGCUGUCCGGAGGAGGACAACAAGGAAGCAAAUGCUCUGGGCGUGGAAAACAUUGGCGGUAUCUUCAUCGUCCUGGCUGCCGGACUGGUCCUUUCUGUGUUCGUGGCUAUCGGAGAGUUCAUCUACAAAGCCCGCAGGAAUGCUGACAUAGAGGAGGCCUUUUGUUUCUUUUAUGGGGUGCAGUCCCGUCAGUUCCAGCGCCGUGGCUCCAUCUCCUCCUCCGGCACCUCCUUAUCUACUGAUCUGGAGAGCGGCAGGCUACUGGGGGGUGACACGGAGUAGCCAUGGCAGCACAUUUACAACACACACACACUCUAGACGAUAGUGUGGUUCUUUUAGUGCCAUGAUGGAGGAGUUGGGUAUCUCCCUGCAGUGUUACAAAGGCAUCCGGAAAAGGUCGCGACCUCACAGCGG